Molecule: messenger RNA, 2323 nt
Organism: Beta vulgaris subsp. vulgaris (sugar beet)
Lineage: Eukaryota; Viridiplantae; Streptophyta; Magnoliopsida; Caryophyllales; Amaranthaceae
Product: protein LAZ1
Exons: 9
Coding region: 500-1963 (487 amino acids)
Biological process (GO): transport
Molecular function (GO): transporter activity
Source: RefSeq, a predicted model, not a curated record
CCAUAAAUAAAAUAAAAAAGGAGUUAAAAAAAAAGAAGCUGUAUGUAUGAUGAUCGUAUGUAUAGUCUCCCCAUCGUUCCACCCUCUUCUUUCACCAACCAGUUGCAGCAUUCAGCAGUUGCAUCCAUGAACUUUGGGGUGCACUACUGCAUAUAAAGCUUUAAACUCAAAAUACCCCCUUUUUCAUAUCUAUUUUCACGAUCAAAAAUUUCCAACAUAUUCAAUUUCUUCGCGCCAUCUUUAUCCUAUCUUCUAUCAUCAAUCAUCAAUCAUCAAUCAUCAAUCAUCACCCGUCUUUGUUCCUUAUAUUACACUUCAUCGAUCCGGUCAACUGCAAUCAUCAAUCUCCAAUUUACAUUUUAUUGUCUGAAUUUCAAUUCUGGGAUUAGGGGAUAAGUGUUUAUGGAGUUGGAUUGAUAUUGCAACCAAUUCUGGGUUUUGAUCAUUAUGCUGGUUUUGUUUGAAAUUACUGGAGAUAAGCUGCUAGUGGAUAAUACUGAUGAGGGAUAUCAGCCAUUUGAUUCUACAAUUCGAUCCAGGAUACGCUGCGCCUUCAUGGGCUGUGAUUAUUGCCGGCGGCUUUGUGAUUUUGACCCUAUGUCUUUCUUUAUACCUUGUGUUUGAGCACCUUUCUGCUUACAAGAAUCCAGAGGAGCAGAAGUUUCUGAUUGGAGUCAUCUUAAUGGUUCCAUGUUAUUCUCUUGAAUCGUUUAUUUCAUUGAUGAAACCAUCAAUAAGUGUUGACAUUGAGAUAUUACGUGAUUGCUAUGAAGCUUUUGCGAUGUAUUGCUUUGGCAGAUACCUUGUGGCAUGUUUGGGUGGUGAAGAGAGAACUGUUGAUUACUUGGAAAGGGAAGGGCGUGCAGCUUCAAAAGCGCCUUUGCUAGAGCAUGGUUCUGAAAAAGGAAUUGUUAAGCAUCAUUUUCCUAUGAGUCUUUUUUUUAAACCAUGGAUCCUUGGUCGAUGGCUGUACCAAGUAAUCAAGAUUGGAAUUGUUCAGUAUAUGAUUAUUAAAGCGUUGACUGCUAUAAUAGCUGUAAUUCUUGAAGCCUACGAUGUAUAUUGUGAUGGGAACUUCAAGUUGACUUGUGGGUACUCUUACUUGGCAGUAGUGCUAAAUUUCAGUCAGUCUUGGGCCUUAUAUUGCUUGGUGCAAUUCUAUACAGUUGCGAAGGAUGAAUUGUCCCACAUACAACCAUUGGCCAAAUUUCUGACAUUUAAGUCCAUUGUGUUUCUAACAUGGUGGCAGGGGAUUGCCAUUGCUAUUCUCUAUGAUCUUGGCCUCUUCAAAAGUCCCAUAGCUCAAGCUUUGCAGUUUAAAUCAAGUGUUCAGGAUUUCAUUAUAUGCAUAGAGAUGGGCAUUGCCUCUAUUGUUCAUCUAUACGUAUUUCCAGCAAAAACAUAUGAACUAAUGGAAGAUUUUUUCCCUGGGAAUGUUGCUGUUCUUGGAGAUUAUGUCUCAGCUGACUGGCCCGUUGAUCCUGAUGAGAUUCGGGAUAGUGAACGCCCCACAAAAGUGCGUCUUCCACAACCCGAACUUCCUUCUAAGAGUGGCAUGACACUCGGCCAAAGUGUCCGGGAUGUCUUUCUUGGUGGUGGUGGAUAUAUUGUUAAAGAUUUGAAGUUUACUGUUAAUCAGACUGUGGAACCUAUGGAGAAGGGAAUCACAAAGUUCAAUGAGAAAAUUCAUGAGAUUUCACAAAAUAUCAAAAAACGUGACAAAGAUAAGAGAAAAACGAAGGAUGAUAGCUGCAUCACAUCCUCACCACCUCGGAGAGUGAUUCGUGGAAUUGAUGACCCACUUCUGAAUGGUAGCAUGAGUGAUAGUGGAGCCACAAAAGGAAGGAGGCAGAAGCACCGUAAAAAAUCAGGUUAUACAAGCGAAAGUGGUGGUGAGAGUAGUAAUGAUCAAAGCUAUGGAGGAUACAUGAUUCAUGGUCGUAGAUGGGUUGUCAAAGAGUAGUUUAGGUACCAUUUUUGUACUUGAAGAAAGCGCCAGUGGAUGUUGAGCAUCAUGUAUUGAUCGGAACAAAUCUGCAUCUCGUGCUCAACAUUGGAGAAUGCAGAUGCGUUUAGUCACUACAGUCUUGCUCUUGUUAGCCCUCGGCUGUGUAUUGCUGUAGUUAAUCUUACGAGACACUAUUAUAUACUGACCAGCCUCUCUUUUCUUCCCCUUUUGCUGUUCUAUGGAUUGGGACUUGGGAGGGAUGGCAAGAGAGUGAUGUAUAGAGCUUCUACUAACCGUUUGGGUUUAGAAAUUGGAAGUUUUGUAUCAGGGUGCCUUGAAUAAAACAUGUAAAAAUAAAUGCCCCAUAUUUUACAA